CCAAUUACCAGGAACACCCUAAAACUCCAAUUUCACUCUAGUAAACCAAGACCCAUAAUUUCUGUCUUUCCAUCUUUUUCUCUCUAGAAAUGGGCGAAAAUAAGCGAAAACGAGGUCGAAAGCCCAAAACCCCAGCCGACGACAAUCCCACCACCGCCGCUGCCUCCGCCGCUAUGGACUUCCAGUACACCAAUCCGACAACCGCCGCCGCCGCCGCGGCGACUGACGUCGUGUCGGUCCCUUCCAGUGCCGCCUCCGAUCUCGGUGGCAAUCAACUCAGUCGCCGCGGCCGGGGCCGACCUAGAAAGAUCGAGGACCAAGCGGAGAUUGCGAUCUCCUCGCCGGAGCGCAGGAGCUCGCGACACUUGGACCAAAACGGUGAGGUUCCGCACUCGGUGGCCGGAGUCGUGUCGGAGCCGCCGCUGACGGUGCCGAGGUGGGAUAGCGUGGUUAGGGUUGUGCCGUCGAUGGACGCGGUGGUGAAGGUGUUCUGCGUCCACACGGAGCCGAAUUUCUCGCUGCCAUGGCAGAGGAAGAGACAGUACAGCUCGAGUAGCAGUGGAUUCAUCAUUGGAGGGAGGAGGGUUUUGACGAAUGCUCACUCGGUGGAGCAUCACACUCAGGUCAAGCUCAAGAAGCGUGGCUCUGAUACCAAGUACUUGGCCACUGUUCUCGCCAUUGGCACUGAAUGUGAUAUUGCAAUGCUGACUGUGAGCGAUGAUGAGUUCUGGGAGGGAGUUUCACCCGUGGAGUUUGGAGAUUUGCCUGCUCUUCAAGAUGCUGUGACUGUUGUGGGCUAUCCUAUUGGGGGUGAUACAAUCUCUGUGACAAGUGGUGUUGUGUCGCGUAUGGAGAUACUAUCUUACGUGCAUGGGUCCACUGAGCUUUUAGGGCUGCAGAUAGAUGCUGCAAUAAACUCUGGAAAUUCUGGUGGGCCUGCGUUCAAUGAUAAGGGAAAAUGUGUAGGUAUCGCAUUUCAAUCACUUAAACAUGAAGACGUGGAGAAUAUAGGCUAUGUCAUACCAACACCAGUUAUCAUGCAUUUCAUUAAGGAUUAUGAGAAGAAUGGGGCAUAUACAGGGUUUCCAAUUCUUGGAGUUGAGUGGCAGAAGAUGGAAAAUCCUGAUCUGCGCUCGUCAAUUGGAAUGUCACCUGAUCAGAAGGGUGUCCGUAUCAGAAGAAUUGAGCCCACGGCUCCAGAAUCAAAUGUUCUAAGGCCAUCUGACGUUAUCCUUAGUUUUGAUGGGAUUAAUAUUGCUAAUGACGGAACAGUUCCAUUCAGGCAUGGAGAGCGCAUAGGUUUCAGUUACCUGGUCUCUCAAAAGUACACGGGAGAUACUGCUCUGGUAAAAGUUCUUCGUAACUCAGAGAUACUCGAAUACAAUAUAAAGCUUUCAACUCACAAGCGACUCAUCCCUGCGCACAUCAAAGGCAGACCUCCUUCAUAUUACAUAAUUGCUGGAUUUGUUUUCAGUGCUGUAUCUGUUCCAUAUCUGCGUUCUGAGUAUGGGAAAGAAUAUGAAUUCGAUGCUCCAGUAAAGCUGUUGGACAAGCAUCUACAUGCAAUGGCACAGUCUGUUGAUGAACAAGCAGUUGUUGUUUCUCAGGUUCUUGUAGCUGACAUUAAUAUUGGAUACGAGGACAUUGUUAAUACACAGGUUCUUGCUUUCAAUGGAAAGCCGGUCCGAAAUCUCAAGACAUUGGCCAGCAUGGUGGAGAGCUGUAAUGACGAAUAUCUUAAGUUCAAUUUAGAAUACGAUCAGAUCGUUGUUCUGCAGACGAAGACCGCAAGGGAAGCAACUUUAGACAUUCUUGCAACGCAUUGCAUACCUUCUGCUAUGUCUGAUGAUCUCAAGACAUGAGAUAAGAUUGUACGAAAGAGUUUGGAAUUUACUUAAUCAGCCAUUCCCAUUUUGAUCUUUAACACUCGUCCCUCGUGUGAUCCGAGAAUUAUACUUUCCAAACUUCAUUCUCUCCAAAAGAACAGAGGCUGGAUUUUACAUUUGCCGUUUCUUGAUGGAAUCUGCCUGUAACGUGUUGAUGAAAGUUUAACCAAGGUGAUGGGGGUAUGCGUUGCCUUUUGUAACAAAUAUAGGUCAUCUUACCUGGGUUGAGAUGUUUCUUAUUUUGUGAUCUUAUUUAUAUUAUGAAGUAGAGAAAAGCAGGAGGGCUAGAGGUUGGUUUCAUAGAUUUGUACUUUAAAUCUUUGAUGAGUUCUAGUGUCCGGGUUGAAACAGAAUAAAUUUGAUGUAAUAUUAUUGCUGCGAGUUUAUUAGAGGAGGUAAAGGCGGGGGAUAAUAAGUAUUCUUAUUUUGUGCUCUUGUAUUUGUUUUCUAAAUUUUUGUAAUAAUGAACAAUUAUGACCUCGUUCACU
Morus notabilis is the source of this 2374-nucleotide messenger RNA. Its product is annotated as protease Do-like 9. The transcript is spliced from 9 exons. Gene Ontology annotation, molecular function: serine-type endopeptidase activity; protein binding. NCBI's taxonomy places the organism in Eukaryota, Viridiplantae, Streptophyta, Magnoliopsida, Rosales, Moraceae. The coding region runs from base 90 to 1862 and encodes 590 amino acids. The record is from RefSeq and is a predicted model, not a curated record. Gene Ontology annotation, biological process: proteolysis.